This is a messenger RNA of Phodopus roborovskii (desert hamster), 1301 nucleotides long. It is a transcript of the gene Faap24, whose product is annotated as FA core complex associated protein 24. Bases 125 to 790 code for a protein of 221 amino acids. Gene Ontology annotation, molecular function: chromatin binding. Gene Ontology annotation, cellular component: Fanconi anaemia nuclear complex. The transcript has 4 exons. Gene Ontology annotation, biological process: interstrand cross-link repair. The record is from RefSeq and is a predicted model, not a curated record. NCBI's taxonomy places the organism in Eukaryota, Metazoa, Chordata, Mammalia, Rodentia, Cricetidae.
GGUUGAUAAGAAUUCAAAUGCCUGAAAAGCCACUCCACAGAUCCUGGCAUAGAGGUCGGGACUUCGUGUAGAACCGUAUGCAACAGCCUGCUCUAGUAUUUCCCUCAUUAAACCAAAGCCACGGAUGGAAAGGAACUCACCUGGCGGUGCAGGUCCGGUGCACGUGCCGCUGGGGCAUAUUGUGGCUAAUGAGAAAUGGCGUGGGUCCCAACUGGCCCAGGAGAUGCAAGGAAAAGUUAAACUCGUGUUUGAGGAGGGUCUGGCAUUGGCAGAUUUUUACCUGUCCAGCAGAUCUUGCAUUCUCUAUGUCACUGAAGCGGAUUUGGUGGCGGGACAUGGCUACAGAAAGAGACUUGUUCGUGUUAGAAAUUCUGGACAUCUUCAAGGGAUUAUAAUAGUUGAAAAAACACAGAUAAGUGAGCAGUACUUUCCAGCAGUCCAGAAGUUUAUCGUGCUUAACCUUGGGAUGGCAUUGCUCCCCGUAGCCAACCAGUUGGAAGCAUCCUGCCUCAUUACCCAGUUGGUUCAAGAGCAAACCCAGGAGCCCAGCAGGAACCCUUUCCUCAGGAAGAAGCGGUGUGUGCUCUCUGAGCUGUCCCUUGUUCAGACUGUGCAGCAGAUCCCAGGGGUUGGAAAAGUUAAGGCUCCUCUUCUGCUGCAGAAGUUCCCAACCAUCCAGCACCUGAGUAACGCUUCCAUCCAAGAACUCGAGGAGGUCGUGGGACACGCUGUGGCACAGCAAAUCCACGCCUUCUUCACCCAACCUCACAGACAGCAGCCCUACAGCUAACUUUCCCUCCUGUCCACUACGGACUACAACAUCUGGGUUCCAUACUUCAAAAGGAAGAAAAAAGGCCACCUCUCAGUGGCAACAGGUGAAAGACAAAGCGAGGACCCACAGAGCUCACAUACAAGUCACCCUGCCUUGUCCACCCAGGCCUUGGGCGCUUCGGUGGCACUGUCUACUUUCUGCUGAGGUCAAAAGGAUCUCGUGAGGAUCAUCCAAAGGGUAUCAGACUCAUGGCAGCGGCAGCCAGCUCCAUGAAAAAGGUCCUGGGAGGUUCCAGGCGGCGCUGUGUAGGGAGUGCCCCUAUUCCCAGUGUCAAGGCCACGCAGCCCGGGUCUUCUCUGCACACAUCAGGUACCUGUGUUCUGGGGACGUUGCCGAUGUAAACAAAGGCUCUCUUCCCUCAUCUCAUCCCCCUUCGCCCCGCCCUCAACACAAUAAAAAUAUUUAGUGCCUCAGAUGAAUAACAAUUCAGAAGUAAUUCAAAUGAAAUAAAAGCACAGGGAAAUAUGAA